GUUUUUGCAGGAUUAGAAAUAGAAGCAUCAAAUUCAUAAUUUAAAAGCUAUAUAUAUAUAUAUAAAAGCUAUAUAUAUAUAUAUAUAUAUAUAUAUGUAUGUAUGUAUGUAUGUAUAUUGAUUCAGUGUGAACAUGAAUUAAUUUAUUGUAAUAAAAUAAAAAGACAAACCAGAAAUAAGAAUUUUAUUGUAAUCGUUUCUAACAAGACAGGAAGACCCAACAAUUAAACAACUACCAAAUAAUAUUGCAGGUCUGUUGUCCUAACCUGGAAAAACUAUUUAUAAAUGGGGCUCACAGUAUAACUGCUCUAUGCUCUCACCAACUUCCAACUGCCUACUUCAGCAAACUUGAAACCUUGACAGUAGAAAAUUGUUGUAAAUUGAGAAACUUGAUGUCUCCAUCAGUUGCCAGAGGUCUUCUGAAUCUACAAGGACUAGUUAUAUGUGACUGCCAGUCAAUGGAAGAAGUGAUCAUAGAAGAAGAAGAACAACAAGGAGAAGAAAUCAUGUCUUAUGAGCCCUUAUUUCCCCGUUUGAAAGUGCUCGUGCUGCAGCUUCUACCAAAGCUGAGGCAUUUCUUCCUGACGAAGAGUGCGCUUGAAUUUCCAUUCCUCAUAGAAGUGGGAAUUUUUGAUUGCCCUGAAAUGAAGAUGUUUGUCCAACAGGGGUCUCUGAGUACACCGAGUGUCGAAAGUGUGAACUAUGAUGAUAAGGGGAAAGCAGAUGAUACGAUGUUCAAUUCUAAGGUUUCUUGUCCUAAUCUGGAAAUGCUACGUAUCUCGGGGGCUCACAGAAUAACUUCUCUAUGCGCUCACCAACUUCCAACUCCCUACUUCAGCAAACUUGAUAUAUUGAUGGUAUCUGGUUGUUCUAAAUUGAGAAAUUUGAUGUCUCCAUCAGUGGCCAGGAGUGUUCUGAAUCUCCGAGUACUAAGUUUAAAAGACUGUCAAUCAAUGGAAGAAGUGAUCACAGAAGAGGAACAAGAAGAAUUAAUCAUGACUAAUGUGCCUUUAUUUCCCCGGUUGGAAGAGCUGAAGCUUAAGCUUCUACCAAAGCUGAGGCAUUUCUUCCUGAUGAAGCGUGCUCUUGAAUUUCCAUUUCUCAUAAAAGUGAAUAUUCAUGAUUGCCCUGAAAUGAAGAUAUUUGUCCAACAGGGGUCUGUGAGUACACCGAGUCUCGAAAGUGUGAACGAUGAUAGGGUGAAAGUAGAUGAUCUGAAUAAAUGGAUACAAGAGAGGUCCAAUUCUUAGGUUUGACUUGUGUUGCUUGCUGUAUAACUAAUUAGUACUCUCUUUCCGUCUUAAUAGUAAUAUUCAGACAUUUACUUAUGUUUGUCACUUGAAGAAACUUCCUUUUACCUUCCUCAAAUAUUUCCAAUUAGAAAUUUAAAGUAAUAGCACAGUCAUCUCUAUUCUUUUGUAAUUUCUACUCCCAGGAUUUAGGAAGAAGUUAUUAAGUGAUGCGGCGAAUCUGAAGCUUUAAUCUAGUGAUGGAAGAAACUAGUAAUCGAUGAAAUAGUCCAAGUGUGUGCAAGUUUUAGCUCGAACAUCACCUGAUAUAUAUGCUCAUGAUGGAUGUAACACACAGAGUCCGGUCUACAUUAUAACCAAUGGGUUCACAUGAACCCAACAGCUUUUGCCAAGAGAAUUUGUAUCUGUAUUAGUAAUUUUUAGAAAUAGUUGAUUGUGAGUGGCAGAUAUUGUUGGAGGAAAAAUCGCAACCCAUGCUGUUUUAUCAUUAACCAUCGAUGUGUUGGAGCUCCCUAGGCCUUGACCCUGUCAGAUAAUGUCUCUCAUGAGCUCUUUUUAGCAUUCCAUUUGUGAGCUGGCAGAGAUCGAUUGUAACAUUUGUUCCAAGAAAGUGGUGGAUGUCAUCCCUCUU
Capsicum annuum is the source of this 1881-nucleotide messenger RNA. RefSeq lists its product as uncharacterized. NCBI's taxonomy places the organism in Eukaryota, Viridiplantae, Streptophyta, Magnoliopsida, Solanales, Solanaceae. Bases 393 to 1250 code for a protein of 285 amino acids. The record is from RefSeq and is a predicted model, not a curated record. The transcript has 2 exons.